Molecule: messenger RNA, 1693 nt
Organism: Fonticula alba
Lineage: Eukaryota; Rotosphaerida; Fonticulaceae
Exons: 3
Coding region: 97-1674 (525 amino acids)
Source: RefSeq, a predicted model, not a curated record
CUUUUUCGGCCGCACCGAAUCGACAAGGGUUCCCUCGUGGAAGACACCGAGAUCGCUCAAUCGCAGCGAACUCCCUCACACAGCACAGCCAGCAAGAUGUCCCAGAAGCUCAUGAUGGCCGCCACGGCCGCCAUGAUGAUGGUGGCCGCCGCCAACGCCGACGCCGCCAUCAUCCCCCAGGAGCAGAAGGCCGCCGAGAUCGAGCGCCAGGCCCGUUCCGAUGAGGCCGGCGCCGUUGUCGAGGCCAAGUCCGCCGAUCAGAAGGUCGCCAAGACGGGCGCCGCCGCCAAGACGGGCGCUUCUUCCGCCGAGGCGCGCAAGGAGCGCCGUCCUCGUGACGACGACGAGGAGGAGGACGAGGAGGAGGACGAGGAGGAGGAGGAAGAGGAGGAGGAGGAGGAGGAGGAGGAGGAAGAGGAGGAGGACGAGGAGGACGAGGAGGAUGACGAGGACGACGAGGGCAAGAAGGAGGAGAAGCGCAAGCGCAAGGCCGCCAAGAAGGCGGCCAAGAAGGCCCGCAAGCGCGCCAAGAAGUCUCGCAAGCACCCCACCCCGCCGCCCGAGCCUACCUCCGAGCCCUCGAAGCCCAAGCCCACGCCCACCUCGGUGCCCAAGCCCACCAGCGAGCCCUCCAAGCCCAAGCCCACCCCGACCGCGGUGCCGAAGCCCACCCCCACCACCAAGCCCUCCAAGCCCCGGCCCACCAAGCCGUCCAAGCCUCGGCCCACCACCAAGCCCUCCAAGCCCAAGCCCACCAGCAAGCCCUCCAAGCCCAAGCCCACCAGCAAGCCGAUCGUCCGGGAGUGCUCUUGCCCGGCUGGCGAGAUGGUGUCCUGCUUCCGCAACGAGCGCGACUGCUUCACCAACAGCAACUCCAUCACCUGCACCGAUGUGGCGGUCUGCGUGUCCAAUGGCAUGAUGGUGUACAGCUGCAGCGGUAGCCCCAAGGUUUGCCGCCGGACCAGCGACUGCUCCUCCAUCCCUGACGGCUCCGGCGAGCAGGAUCCCCACUUCUCGGCCUUCCACGGCCGCCAGUACUACUUUGAGGGUCGCUCCGGGCACAGCUACAACAUCAUCUCCGACAAGACCUUCCAGGUGAACGCCCACUUCAUCCGCCUCGAGGCGCUGAAGGGCACCUACAUGGGCCGCCUCGGGUUCCUGAUCGGGUCGCAUGUGCUCGGCUUCGACCCCGGCUUCGGUGCCUUCCUCAAUGGCCAGCAGCUGCCGGUCGGCUCGCUGGAGCUUCCCGAGGCCGAGAUUGACCUCGAGCACAUUGACGGGCGCUGGCGCCUGUCCGUCCGGACCGAGGUCUGGCAGGUGACCGCCCGUACCAAGGUCGAGAAGGGUCUCAUGCAGGAGAUGUACACCAACCUGCAUGUGUCGCUGCUCGGCAAGCCCGAGUCCCCGCACGGUAUUCUCGGCCAGACUGCCCAGUUCAUCGUCGAUGGCGUUGAUGCCACCGAGGCCGCGAAGAACUUCGCCCUCAUUGGUAAGGAGCUGGACUACGAGCUGCGUGAUGGCAUUUUCGGCACCGACUUCGAGUACAACCGCUUCGACACCAAGUCGGCGGCUGCCUACUCGGCCGAGGUGUCUGGCGAGGCGCUGUCCGCCCGGACUGCCAAGCGCCAGGGCCGCACCAUGUUCGAGGCUGCCGUCGACAUGGCCAGCCACUAAAUGUGCCCGUGCGCCUGAG